Didymodactylos carnosus is the source of this 1209-nucleotide messenger RNA. The record is from the annotation of a GenBank genome assembly. NCBI's taxonomy places the organism in Eukaryota, Metazoa, Rotifera, Eurotatoria, Philodinida, Philodinidae.
AUGGCUAGAUUAAGUAAAAAAACAGCUGGUGUUAGUGUGACAGAUCCGAUGGAAAUACUUGUUCUGAAUAUGAGGAGUAUAACGGCAAAAUCCGACAAAGAUCCGAAAAGUGCUAUGACGAAGUUUGAUCUUCUAUCUGCAAUGUGUAAUGAGUCAAAACCUUCUUUCAUCGCUGUAACAGAAACGUGGCUUGACUCAACUAUUCCAAAUGAUGAUAUUGCUAUAACUGGUUAUAAAUUAGAACGAUUAGACAGAGAUAGAGAGGGCGGCGGAAGUUUACUCUAUUACCAAGAACACUUGAUAGUAAGGCGUCUCUCGAUUAUGGAAGAUAAAGCUUAUGAAAUUAUGUUUUUUGAGACAAUCCUACCAAAAGUAGGAAGAGUCUUACUGUCUGUCAAUUAUCGCACGCCUAGUAUGAAUAAUGAACAGAUUGAUUCGUAUAUUCACUUUCUAAGUGAAACAAUUUAUAACAUUUUGCAAUCAAACAGUUUUGAUGCUAUUCUUUUAGUAGGCGAUUUUAAUGCACACUGUGAGGAAUGGUGCAAUACACAUCCUUCCACAGUAGCCGGGAAAAAAUUUUUUGAUUUUUGCGAAGCGUUAAGCCUUAAGCAAUUAGUACGUGAGCCAACAAGAGUAAGUCAUAAUGGUCAAUGUAAGACAGCACUUGAUCUCGUUUUUACCAGUUCUAAAAAUAUAAUCAAGAGUGUAAAGGUAGACGAUCGUUUAUGCGUCAGUUGUGAUCAUAAAAUUGUAAGAAUCAAGUUAGCACUAAACAUAAAUCGUUCACCACCGAUCACACGAAAAAUUUAUAACUAUUCAGCCACGGACUGGGACUUUUUUCGCUAUAAACUCGUUCAGUUACUAAACAUAACUGCUGUUCUAUUUUUUAAUUCAACCAGUAUCAACGAGAAAGUUAACAUUUUGGAGUCGUGCAUAUUACAAGCAACUGAAACAUGUAUUCCUUCAAAAAUAGUCCGCUUAUUUCAGAAUGAUCAGCCAUGGUUUACACAAAAUUUGCGCUUUUUGUACAGAAAGAAAAAACGCUUAUUCAAAAAAUAUAAAGACAAUUUUUCUCUCUCUACUCAAGAAAAAUAUAAAAGAGCGUGUAGUACAUUUGAAACGCAAUGUGUAAAAGAAAAAGGAAAAUAUUUAGAACGUAUACGUACCACAAAUGCAUCGAAUAAAUCAUGGUGGAAGCUAGUAAAAACA